AUGGAAGUGGUCCAGUGGUGGUCGAUGCAGAUGCAUAUCUCACAGCUUGCCGCUGCGAAGGAUGCGACAACAAUUGAGAGGCUGCAGAAGCAGCUGACCAAUCGCAAUGAAAGGUACAACGAAUUGUACGCUAACCUAAGCAGAAUCUUCUCGAAGGUGCAGCUACAGAAGUUGCAAAGCGGCAAACGUGUGGUGUGGCAGCAGCGGGAUCUGCGCGACUUCUGUGGGCUGUAUGUCACCAGUCCAAGUGUCUACAAUAUGCUGCUCAAGAGAGCCUAUCCACUGCCAUCUGAGAGAAAGUUGCAGCUGGGGGAGGCAACAAAGCGCUGCCAGGAAGUCGACGAUGAUUCAGAGAGCUGCAGCAAUCGGUUUCAAAUUGAAGGCGAACAGGACGAAGCGCAACAGGUCACAAAGCAGCAGCAGGAGACUGUGUUUACAACAUCGAAGAGCUUUAAUUAUUUAACACCUAGGCUGCAAAAUCAAUAUAAAUUAGUUUCAUAUAAACAAGUAUACAUUAUAAAUUAG
This is a messenger RNA of Drosophila arizonae, 525 nucleotides long. RefSeq lists its product as uncharacterized. The record is from RefSeq and is a predicted model, not a curated record. NCBI's taxonomy places the organism in Eukaryota, Metazoa, Arthropoda, Insecta, Diptera, Drosophilidae.